UCACGCCAUUGGCGGGUGAGUGAUGGGGGAAGUGUAGCUCCUCUGAAAGUUGGUUACCUUCUGCCAGUAAAGUAUAAGAAAGAAAACUUGUAAGUAAUCGCUGGUGGAGGAAAGUUAACUUUAUUCCGGUGUUUUUAGUAGUGGCAUUGUUCCGUCAUGGAGUUUGGCGAAGAGUCGUCGCCCGCUCUUGCUUUCGAGAAGGACACGUUUGAGCUCACGGUUGAAGAUGUUUAUGACAUUUCGUACGUAAUCGGACGAGAUUUGCUAAAAAUAAGCAGCACAGGAGAAGAAGUGUCGGAUUUGCAGUUCAGAAUAGUCCGCGUUUUAGAAAUGUUCGAGACUUUGGUCAAUAAGUACAACUUGUCUCUGGAGGAGCUGAAAAUGGAGCGGGACAACUUGAAGAGUGAACUGGACAGGAUCAUAAAGGAGAGCUCCUCCGGGCAGGGCACGCAAACAGCGGGGCCAAACCAGCUGGUGGUGGACCUCACAGACCCCAACAGACCGCGGUUCACCAUGCAGGAGCUGAAGGAGGUGCUGCAGGAGAGGAACCAGCUGAAGGCUCAGCUCAUGGUGGCUCAGGAGGAGCUCCAGCUGUACAAGAGUGGGAUUCUGCCACAGGCUGAACCACCAAUGGUGGAAGUGGAUCUGGAGACACCAACAGCUACAGAGCCCAGUCCAGCCACAAUAAAUGAUGUAAAAGAGGAGAAGACAACCAUAGGGAAAUUGUUUUCAUUCAGGCGAAAAUAAGAAAAACUGAAGAACUGACCAUGUAGAAGACAAACAGGAUUUGUCGGCACAUUUUUCUCAUCAGUUAACCACUUUUAUAUUGACUAUUUUUUACAAUGUGUAUUUGUCAGUCUAACAAGCUUUGUAUUUGUACUUGUAAUUUUAACCUAAGAUGGUUUAUGGUAAAACAGAGUUAUUGUAGUGGAAAUACAGUAUAUAUUACGUGGGAUGUUUGCUGACAUCAAAUGUAACUGGAAAGUAUUAUUUAGCUACUGUUGGAGAUUAUGCUGAAAGCAUUCACUCAAAAUGAACUUAUCUAUAGGCUUGAAAUUAAGUCUUCAAGUGGCUUUGUGUAAUAAAGCUGGAGUGCAAUGAGAA
Molecule: messenger RNA, 1104 nt
Organism: Seriola aureovittata
Lineage: Eukaryota; Metazoa; Chordata; Actinopteri; Carangiformes; Carangidae
Gene: rilpl2
Product: Rab interacting lysosomal protein-like 2
Exons: 4
Coding region: 157-747 (196 amino acids)
Biological process (GO): cilium assembly
Cellular component (GO): ciliary basal body; cytoplasm
Molecular function (GO): protein dimerization activity
Source: RefSeq, a predicted model, not a curated record